AUGCCCCGAGUCAAUAGACAGAUGCGUCAAGAGGCACUGCGCCUUGCGUAUCGUCAGAUGGUGUUUCGCUUGGAUGAUAUGGACGACCUCAUUAAGCUUUUGAUUGCAAUUGGCGAUAUUGCUCGUGACAACAUUGAGUCACUGGAGCUUGCCUGGCAUAGUGGAACAGAUCUUCAGUGCCAAUGGGCUGAAGCUCCGGGGCCUAACGGACAUUCGUUGGCUUUGCCAACCCUUCAUGUCGCGAAGUGUGUCCAGCUGCUCAAGCAUUGCAGGAGGCUGAGAUACUUGCGACUUUAUUUCGAGAGAGACCUCAUACUGGGCAUGUCUCCGGAGGCUUAUAGGCUGAUCCUGGCAUUUGUGAGCUUAGUUCCAUUCGAGGAAUUAGGAGAGUAG
Pseudogymnoascus destructans is the source of this 393-nucleotide messenger RNA. RefSeq lists its product as uncharacterized. The transcript has a single exon. The coding region runs from base 1 to 393 and encodes 130 amino acids. Lineage: Eukaryota; Fungi; Ascomycota; Leotiomycetes; Thelebolales; Thelebolaceae. The record is from RefSeq and is a predicted model, not a curated record.